Molecule: messenger RNA, 5011 nt
Organism: Aricia agestis (brown argus)
Lineage: Eukaryota; Metazoa; Arthropoda; Insecta; Lepidoptera; Lycaenidae
Gene: Pka-R2
Product: cAMP-dependent protein kinase type II regulatory subunit
Exons: 7
Coding region: 344-1492 (382 amino acids)
Biological process (GO): regulation of protein phosphorylation
Cellular component (GO): cAMP-dependent protein kinase complex
Molecular function (GO): cAMP-dependent protein kinase regulator activity
Source: RefSeq, a predicted model, not a curated record
GUGAAGUUGACCGAAGUAGGGCAAUCCUGUUUCGCCAUUUUAAUUUUUACUUUUCAGUGAAAGGAGAUUUUAUAUUUGUCAGGCUGGAGGUCGAAGAAUAUUUCGAAAAAAGUGUGUCCUUAAAAUUUAUUAUCAGUAGUCGAAAGUAUUAUUUGUGAGUUUUAGUACUAUAGUGUGGUUUUAUUUAUUACUAACGUUUAUGUAGUGCUAUUCCAUCGUAAUAUCGCUCGUUGGUGUGUGGCUUAGCUAAUUCGAUGGCUAUGAUAUUGAAUAAUUAACGUGACGAGUCGCCGUGACGUUGUCUGCGAGGGCUAGAGAGGAAGGCGAAGCGGUGCGGUCAGAGAUGAGCAAGCCCCAGAGCGGUCGGAUCCAGGUCCCGGAUGACCUCAGAGAGAUUCUCCUGGAGUUCACUAUAAGCUACUUGCUGGAGCAGCCCGGCGACGUCAUAAACUAUGCCGUGGAGUUCUUCACGAGGUUACAACAGAACAGAACCACAACCGUAGUGCGGGGUCCGUCGGCGGGGACUCCGGACGAGUCGAUUAUAUCAGACGAAGAAGAGCCGCCGGUGGCGCGGUUCAACAAUCGGCGUAAGUCUGUCUUCGCGGAGACUUACGACCCAGAGGAGGAUGACUCGGACGAGGGUGCGCCGGUCGUGUUCCCCAAGUCGGACGCCCAACGCGCCCGCUUAGCGGAGGCGGUUCGCGGGAUACUGCUCUUCCGCUCGCUCGACGCGCAGCAGAUGCAACAGGUGCUGGACGCCAUGUUUGAGAAGCGCGCCGAGCCCGAGGAGUACGUGAUCCGGCAGGGCGACGACGGCGACAACUUUUACGUCAUCGAGAACGGCGUGUUCGACGUGCUCGUCACCGGCGAUGACGGCGUCGAGAAGGUGGUCCACACAUACAACGGUUCCGGUUCGUUCGGCGAGCUGGCGCUGAUGUACAACAUGCCUCGCGCCGCGUCCGUCCGCGCCCAGUCGCCCGGCGCGCUGUGGGCCAUGGACCGUCACACCUUCCGCCGCAUCCUCCUCAAGAGCGCCUUCAAGAAGCGCAAGCUGUACGAGGAGCUGCUGGACAAGGUGCCGAUGCUGAAGGCCCUGCAGGCGUACGAGCGCGCGAACCUCGCGGACGCACUGCUGCCGCGCACGCUGGCCGACGGCGAGCUGAUCAUCCGGCAGGGGGACACCGCCGACGGCAUGUACUUCGUCGAGGACGGCUCCGUCUCCAUACAGCUGGCGAGGGAUGACGGCAACGAGCACGAGAUUAAGCGCCUCGGCAAGGGUGGGUACUUCGGUGAGCUGGCUCUGGUGACCCACAAGCCGCGCGCCGCCUCCGCCUAUGCUGUUGGACCCACUAAGGUGGCAUUCUUGGACGUGGAGACGUUCGAGCGUCUGCUGGGGCCGUGCAUGGAGAUUAUGAAGCGCAACAUCGACGACUACGAGGAACAGCUCGUAAAGCUGUUCGGCGACAAGAGCAACCUCACGGACGUGCGAUGAGCGCGCUCCCCCGCGCACCCGACUGCCGUCUCACACCCAACUCGCCUGGCCCCAUAACCUCGUAAUUUACGGACUACCCCCAAAUUUGUAAUUCACAAUUUAAUAUUAAAUUGUUUGUAACUUCAAAUUAUGAUCUGUCUAUAAAUAAACCAAAUUAAAAUGUUCAUAAUUUGAUUAAAUUUCGGUUAAAAUGUUAUGAACACUUCCAAACCUUAAAUGAGUCAAAUUCGCGUUAUAUUGGGUAGAUUUGUUUGUGAGACUGCAUAAAAUGUAUUUAGUUCCAUCGAUUCCUUUUCUGUGUACCUCAAGGUUCUUUAUAUUUAUUUGAAGAAUGUCUCUUUGAAAAUAUUUUUUGCCUAGAACUUAAGUCUUUCUAAAUUGAUAUAUUCGCACUAAAGCUAUCACUUCUAAUGUGGACCUUACCAUUAUAUAGAUCUUACCCUAAACCGAUAAAUAAUAAUCUGCAUACAAAAAAUAUGUUAAAAAGUUCCAUCUUGUUUUGUUACAGGCUAGGUCACUUUAGAAGUGAUGGCUAGAUAUAAUGGACAUAGAAUAAGAUUCUAAAUUUCCUAAGCGAAAUUAACUAAAUACAUAUGAGAAUUUUUCUUCCGGGCAAAAGAGAAAUUUACACGUACAAUAUGCCAACAAUAAUGUAUUUAAAAAAAUGUGGACAUUAAAUUAUUUUACAUAUUUUUAGAUUAUUCCGUUACCGUAAAAUAGAUGAAAAUAUAUUUAUUUUCAAAUAUUAUUUAACGUGUAGGUGCCAUAUUAUACAAAGUACAUCCUAUAUUUUUGUCUACAUGCUAUUUCUUACAAUAUCGUACCUAACGUGAAAAUUUCUUAUUCCUACUUAAAAAUUCCUAGUUUGAUUUGAAUUUUCUUGGUGUGUGUCGUAUAUUGUAGUUGUUUUCUCUUUGUAGCUAAAUUCAAAGAUUAAGUGCCAUUUUUUAUGAUUACGUCGUGGAUCGGAACGGACAAGAGACGGUGCAGGAUAAUAUUGCAUUGUUAUAAAAAUACGCUUAUAUUAGAUAGAUAAAAUGCCUUAGUAGACAUAAUUUUAAAUGCACUUAUGAUCUGUCAUUGGAAAGCAACCACAGACAAGAUUUUAAUUUUUGAAAUUCGAACACUUUGGCGCCUAGCGUCAACCAGCCAGUAUUAUGUUUCAAUUCCACAUUCCAAAUUUGAAUAAAUAGGUACUUCAUUUUUUACACUUGGUUGCUUAACAAUGACUGCAAAUGGGAACACCUAGAUAAACUAUAUUGAAAGGCAUUUAGUCGUUAAAUUAUUAUCAUUAAAUAUGUCUUUUAGUGGAAUGACGAUGCAAUUUUAUCUGGCACUCGUCUACAUUUCCAGCUGUCGCCAAUUUAUUUAUUAAGACAUUUAUUUGACCAGGCGUCUAUGGCAUACCUUGUGGGUAAUUAAUUUUAUUCGGUGAUUAGAUUAAAUCUCUUCACGUGGUAAUUUAUUUGUUACGGUUAGUGGAUUAAAUUAAUGUAUCUGUGUAUAUUGAGAAUGUAUUAUGGACAUACUAUAUGUGGAACAUCUUGCACUUUGAUGCAAAUUAAAUCAUUGUUUAAAAACAAAUGUAUUUAUUUGCAGAGUAUUUUUUAAAUGUUGUAAGUUACAAAUAUAUGGGAAUUUGUGUUAGUUUAGUUCCUAUAUUUCAGUUUGCAACACUAGAUCUGAGGUGUAAUGAAAUGAGACACUGAGAUUUAUGAAAGAAAAAAAGCUUUCCUUCGAAUCCGGGCUUGGAUCAUUCGGAGCCCCAUUAAUGAGAAAUUUGCACUCCAACUCGAUUCCCUCAGGUAAAUUGCACCAGUAUUAAUUUGUGUUAAAUCCUUGAUUUGUGAAAGCCAAAGUAGUUGAGUACAUUGAAAUCAUGUAGCACUAUAUUUAAGGCUAUAUUUACUAUGUAGUAGUUAGUUUUUGUCACUUCUUAUUGUAAUUUAAAUAUAUGUAGAUUAGGUAAUUGGAUGGAGUGUAGCUGUCCUGAGGUGUGGCCUCUCACGCUGUGUACGAAUGUACACUACUAAUUGUUUACGUUGCCAUACAAUAUUUUUGAGUUGAACCGUACCUCGUCUGAUUUGCUGUUUGAUUUUAUUUAUGAUUUGACUCACCAAACAUAGAAAACAUAAAUCUAAAAUAAAAGUUCUUUAAAAAAUAUGUUCUAGAAUUAUUCUUUAAUGUGACUGGUGCUGCUCAACUCAAGUUGUUAAUGAAAUACAGAAGAUGUUUUUGUUUUUUACCGCUUCACGAUAUAUUUUGACCUUGUUAUCUUUUACAUUCCCUAGUUGAUGGUAUGUUAAUAUGAUUAUUUUUGUUAUACAAAUAGUUUUGUUUUAAUUUAUUUAAAUGACAUUUAUUUUUGUUGCUGUAAUUGUAUCUCUCAUUCCGAGUGCCUAAGAACAAACUAUUCCUACAACCGUUCUCAUGUUUUUGACUCACUCGUGCUGCCUUCAUUGGAAUUUUGUGUGGGCUAUGACUCGUGUGGUGUAUUGAUGUAGAGUAUAUUCCCUAAUAUUAUUUGAGUACCAAGUCGAACUUGGCAUUAAAUUAUUUAAGCGAUUAGCACAAAUUUAAUUUUUACGAUCCAUAUGAAAAUGUCCAUAACCCGGUGCGGCUGAGAUGAAAUUAUUUGAUAUACAUCUAAAUAUACAAGUGUACCUAUAAUCCAUGCGUCCAAUGAAUAUUUUUAUUGAAGAUUAUAUAUUAUUUAACGUUUCUACGAUGACAUUGUUUUAUGUACACUCUGUGUGUCCCCGUGUACCUCCCGUAGUGGUAAUAUUGUGCAAUAAAUAACUGUCAUUGUUGUCAUAUAUUAAAUUCUUUCGGUGUAAGCUAUAAUAUAGAUUUUAUUAAAAUAGAUAAGACAUGUCUAUGUAAAUUGAUGUUUAAUAGGGUUGCCAGAUGAGGACAUCGGGAUAUUCGCUGGUUGAAUAUUUUGAGUUCAAAUAUCAGGUAUAUUAUGGCUGAUAAUUUAUUAAAACACUUUGAACUCCAAAGUAAUAUUUAUAAAAGCACAAUGGGUCAAAAAUGUUUGGUGGUAUCACAUAUUCUUCCAACAUCUGGUAACCCUACAUAAUGGAAUCCUAAUAUACAAGGCUAUCCCUAAUGUUAAUUAGCAAAAUUUUCAAUUACGGAGUCUCGAUUGCAUGAUACAAGCGCAGCUAUCAAGUCUUGUGUUGUCUUCCAACGGGACGCACAGAAAACUUAUCGAGUACAGGUGAAACAUUAAUUAGAUGUGAAGGAAUUUUAUACGCUUAAUACUAGCGUAAAUUUUUAUAAAUUACUAGUCAUUGGUGUCUAAUGUAGAUUUGUAAUCUGACAAGGACAUAGUGUCCAUGGGACGUUCAUAAGGAAGCAUAUCAGUGGGAGGGUCUCUAGCUACAUCCUACAUUGCACACAAUACAUCUUGUAGUCAACAAACUGUCGCUUUAUCCACGUCAUGAGCUUACCCUGUACAUUAAUUAUGUAUCGUAAAAUGUUAGAAAACUGAAUUAUAUUUGUUUGUAGAUCUUA